AUGUAUAUCGGUGAAUUUGCAUUAGAUCUCCUAAUCGACUUUUACUAUCCAGCCUUAAUUCCGCCUUUAUCUGUCUUAGCAAUUAGAGCAGAUAUUCGUGAAAAAUUUAUUAUUAGUGUGGAGUCUGCUAGUUUAAAAACUAAUCAGGACGAAGAUGAGAUUAUCCCCAAGCUUCUAAGAAAAACAGGAGCUAAACACGCCUCGAUGGUUUAUGCUGGUCUAAAUCCAACCCCUCAACAUCUCGACAAUCUUUCAGAAAUCGCAUUAAGACAUAAAAUUAACCAUUUUAAUACAGGGAAAAAUUACGCUUUAGGUGAUCCCAAAUCGAAGGAGCCCAUAUCUGAUUCCGAUUCUAAACCUGAGACAAGUAACAGUCUAAAACCCCAAACACAGGCAUCUUCGCCUGCGCUCCAGCCCGAUCCAAAAAAGUCUCAGACUAUGGAAAUGGAUUCAAUGUUAGCUGAAAUUGAUGCGAUGUUAGCUGAAAUUCGAAAAUAA
Messenger RNA from Funneliformis mosseae, 498 nucleotides. The record is from the annotation of a GenBank genome assembly. NCBI's taxonomy places the organism in Eukaryota, Fungi, Glomeromycota, Glomeromycetes, Glomerales, Glomeraceae.